AUUAAACCGACCGGUCGGACCGAACCAGAACCCGCCCGGUUUACACAAAAACGGAAGCUCCUUCGUUUCUUUCUCCCUUUCUUUUCUUUCAUUCAGAAAGAAAUCACACAAACCCAGCCAAAAAACCCUAGCACUGUAAGCCUACACCACAGCCGCAAGGAGUUGCAUACUGCCGCCGUCCGUCGCACUCAAAGUUUGCCAUCCGUCCGUCUAUCUAGCUUCCCUCGUGCUCCAAGUCUUCAACCCCUGUUCGCUGUCACCGAUCGCGGCUGCUUCCUCGAGCUCGGCGUCCGUCGUCUUUGUCUGCUCAGCCGCGCUUCCGUCGCCGUUUGUGUGCCGUUCAUGUUCGGGUUUUCGUUCAGCUGUCGUCUUCGUUCGCGUUCUUCGCCGUUCAUGUUCGCUCGGCGUUCACUGUUCGCGUUCACUCGCCGUUCACCGUUCAAGUUCGCAUUGGCGUUCGUCUGGAAGCCACGUUGCUCUGCUUCAAACUCUGCAACCAACCCGCGCGCUCCACCUAGCCUUCGAACGGCUCUCUUUUGCCAUGAGUUCCCUAAACCCGCCACCAUACAAUACACUCACACAACACCAAUACUCUGCUUCAAACUCUGCAAUUUCUGAUUUCCAUUACAAUAAAUAUGAUGAUUGGUCACGCUGCUUCCUCUUCUCUGUUGACAUCCCGAGAGGAGGAAUUCAACAAUCAUGAACAAGCUUCCCUUUACUUGAAGACUUUGACUAGGCCCUCUGAAGUUGGUGAGAUGGAGGCAGAGUGUGCAAUCAAGAAUGAUGUAACUGAAUUAAUAGGUAAUACCCCAAUGGUAUACCUGAACAAAAUAGCAGAGGGGUGCGUAGCCCGAAUUGCUGCUAAGUUAGAGUCCAUGCAACCCUGCUCCAGUGUCAAAGAUAGGUUAGCAUUUAGCAUGAUCAAAGAUGCUGAAGAAAAAGGUCUCAUCACACCUGGAAAGAGUGUUCUUGUUGAGGCAACGAGUGGUAACACCGGCAUUGGGUUGGCAUUCAUAGGAGCAUUGAAGGGUUACAGAGUAAUAGUUGCCAUGCCUGCUUCAGUGAGCCUUGAGAGAAAAAUAGUACUUGGAGCUUUUGGAGCAGAGGUGUAUCUCACUGACCCUGACAAAGGAACUAUUGCAGUUAUUCAGAAGGCUGAAGAGAUUAUAUCCAAGACUCCUGGGAGUAUCAUGCUUCGCCAGAUUGAUAAUCCUGCAAAUCCCAAGGUUCACUAUGAGACAACUGGGCCUGAGAUAUGGAGAGACUGUGGAGGGAAAGUUGAUGCUUUGGUUGCAGGGAUAGGAACUGGGGGCACAAUUACCGGUGCUGGCAGGUUCCUUAAGGAGAAAAACCCCAAUAUCAAGGUGUAUGGUAUAGAACCAGUUGAAAGUGCAGUCCUAAGUGGAGGAGAGCCAGGUAUUCACCAAAUACAAGGGAUUGGUAAUGGCAUCAUUCCUGGCGUACUGGAUAUUAAUCUCCUAGAUGAAGUUAUUCAGAUAUCAAGUGAAGAAGCUAUAGAGACUGCCAGGCAACUUGCCUUGAAAGAAGGUUUGCUGAUGGGAAUUUCAUCAGGUGCUGCAGCUGCAGCUGCAAUAAAAGUGGGGAAGAGACCUGAGAAUGCAGGGAAGCUCAUUGCUGUGGUGUUUCCCAGUUUUGGAGAGCGUUACUUGUCUUCGCCAUUGUUUGAACAUAUUAGGAACGAAGCUGAACAAAUGACAUUUGAGUAGGAUCAGAAAAUCCAAACCAAAAGACACUGCAACCAUGUGUUCCGCUGCUCCCAGAAUUUUAACCAAAACUAAACCAUAGUGUUGUUAUGUGUGGCAUAAGUUGCUCAACUGAAGAUGAUAUGAUAUCAGUUUUUAAAAGAAAAAAUAAUACAAAGGAAGAAGAAAACGAUGUUGUUUUCUUCGUCUUACUACAGUAAUUUUUUUGGGGUAAUCUAAUAGAAGUGUUAAGUGUAACUUCUGUGAUGGAACUCGUGCUUUCACACUCCUUUUUUGUGUUGUGUAAGCAUAUGGUAUUUUUGAGUAUUGAUGAAUUCCCCAUUUGGCUAUAUUUUUA
Molecule: messenger RNA, 2061 nt
Organism: Arachis ipaensis
Lineage: Eukaryota; Viridiplantae; Streptophyta; Magnoliopsida; Fabales; Fabaceae
Source: RefSeq, a predicted model, not a curated record